Spea bombifrons (plains spadefoot toad) is the source of this 1483-nucleotide messenger RNA. RefSeq names its product CDC42 effector protein 2 (gene CDC42EP2). The coding region runs from base 140 to 691 and encodes 183 amino acids. The transcript has a single exon. The record is from RefSeq and is a predicted model, not a curated record. NCBI's taxonomy places the organism in Eukaryota, Metazoa, Chordata, Amphibia, Anura, Pelobatidae.
UGCAACUGUAUGUCUCUCCUAAUCUCCUGUAGUCCAAAUUUACUUCAGAAGUAUUUUUGAAUGUCGAUGAACUCCAUGACCAGAAUGUAAUCUUAUCCCGCUUUGUUGGAUUCAGUGGGCAAAGGAGAGAAUACGGAAAAUGUCAACAAAGGCCCCAAUCUACCUGAAAAGGGGCAGUCGCAAAGGGAAAUUAAGAGACCUCCUGUCACCUGACAUGAUUAGUCCACCACUUGGAGAUUUUAGACACACUAUUCAUAUUGGCAGUGGAGAAGGGGAUGUGUUUGGGGAUAUGUCUUUCUUGCAAGGAAAGUUCCACCUCCUUCCACGAUCAAACCCAGGAUCUCCUGCAUCUUCUCCAUGCAGAACACAACCACAGUCCCAUUCAGAGCUUCCAUCACCCCUGCUAAAGAAUGCCAUUUCACUUCCAGUUAUAGGUGGACCUCAGGCUCUCUCCUUGCCUCAGGCUCCCCCUCCGAAGCCCCCUCGGCUUCACUUAGAUGAGACCAGUAAAAUUCCAUUGAAGGAUGUGGGAGGAGUUCAACAGGCUAUACAGGUCACUUCUCAUAAUCCUAUAACAGCAGAGAAACAGGAGGAAGAAAUUCUUGGCCAUGCUGGAUCCCUGCUUUCCUUACAUGUAGAUCUUGGUCCCUCUAUUCUAGAAGAUGUGUUGCAGAUAAUGGAAAAGGUGUAGUGCUCAUUUGGCUCACUUGACUUCUUGUAACACAAACCUUUUAAAUCAACAGAAGAAUAAGAGAAGUGACUGUGAAGUAAACGAAACUGCAUUAUAGAAUGAUGAAUACUACCUAUUAAAAUGCAAAGCUAUAUAAUGCCAAAUAUCUAUAAUUUUCAUAGUGAACACACUGUGCCUCCGUAUUGCUUAAUUCUCCUUGUGAAUUGCUGAAAUGAAAACAUGUUUGCAUCUAUAUAGAAUGUGUGAUGCACUCCUUCCUUAUACUGACCUGUAAAUUGAUUAAUAGAAGCAAAACUUUGAGCCAUGCUAGUGCCUUCUAUUGUUUGGAACCACUAGAUAUGCCAUUUUAUCAUAUUUUUUUUUAUAUAUUUUUUUAUUAUCAAAAUUUGUAAACUUUUCUUAUGAUAAAAUAUACAAAAUAUGUAUUCUUAAACCCCCUUUUGUUUUAUUUUGCGUGUUGAUUAAGGUUGUGCUUAUAUAUUCAUGCAGCAAAACUAGAAUUUCUAAUCAAUUCCUUAUUCUAAAGUUAACUUGCAUCUCAUCGCUCCACCAUGACAAAGGUUACCUAAAACAAUUAACAAACUGGAAGACAUAAAUGUGGGAGUCCUGGAGGUAAGAAGUUAAGAUGACUAUUCCAAUAUCAUUUGGAUUAAGGAUGCAUUGAAGAUAAUUGCUUAUUGGUUAAUGUUAUGUGUACUGAAAUGUAAUAUUCAGAAUUUUGGAAAACACAAUUCCAUUUAGUUGUUUACGUCCAAGAAGUGGUAAAAUGCAGGUAUUUCACUUUUCCUCUCA